Molecule: messenger RNA, 720 nt
Organism: Debaryomyces fabryi
Lineage: Eukaryota; Fungi; Ascomycota; Pichiomycetes; Serinales; Debaryomycetaceae
Gene: DOG1
Product: 2-deoxyglucose-6-phosphatase
Exons: 1
Coding region: 1-720 (239 amino acids)
Molecular function (GO): 2-deoxyglucose-6-phosphatase activity; beta-phosphoglucomutase activity
Source: RefSeq, a predicted model, not a curated record
AUGCCUUCUAUUAUAGCAGAUUUCCUUUUAUUUGAUUUAGAUGGUACCUUAGUAAACUCAACCCCUGCCGUAGAAAAGACAUGGGUUGAGCAAUGCAAUAAGCAUAAUUCUACAAAUGAAGUACUUAUCGAGCCAGUGAUUUUAUUAAAUUCAGCUCAUGGAACAAGAACAUCUGAAACUAUCAAAAGAUGGUUUCCGUAUUUACCAACUGACAAUCAGGCCAUAAAUAUAUUUGAAAAAGCAAUUGUUACGAAUUAUGGGCAUUUAGCCAAAGAAGUAAAUGGUGCAACGCAUUUGAUCAAUGUAAUAAAUAAACUUGGUAGUGAUCAAUGGGCCAUCGUAACGUCUGGUACAAAAGAUUUAGCCUAUGGAUGGUUUGAAAAAUUAUUUACAAAUUCAGACAAGCCAAAGGCAUUUAUUACUGCAAAUGAUGUUUCGCAAGGUAAGCCGAACCCAGAAGGUUACUUGGAAGCCUACAGUCAACUAAAAGAGACAAAUAAAUUACUUGGUUGUGAAUUUUCUGCUAUUGUUUUCGAAGAUGCCCCAGUGGGUAUUGAGGCAGGUAUUGCUGCAGGGUUUCAUGUUAUAGGGAUAGCAACUACUUUUAACAAAGAUACUCUAACAAAGGCAGGAGCAUUGUUCGUGGUCGAAGAUUUGUCAAAAAUACAUAUUACGAAAACUACAUCUACUUCUUUCCAGUUAGAUUUAAGUAUAUUAUAA